GGGCGCAAACCCCUGCGUUAAAAUCCGUGAAAUGUACGUGAAAAAACACCUCAUGUACGUGAACGUACCGUGAAUGUACGUGAAUGGAUUUUGAGUGAUUUUUUGAAUGAAUGCAUAUGAUAUCUGUAUAGCAAUUUUCAACAGGUCUUAGAGAGUGGUUGCUAUGGCGGGCGCUUUAGUGGGAGCGCUGCCCUUCCCGGUCAGUGAGCUGACCUGGGAGAAGCUGCCGGCUGUGGUGGAAGCGGGCAAAUUGAGUUUUGAGAACGCAGUGAUGGUCAUGAAGCUGGUUCUUGGCGAACCUCCAGAGGAGAUCGACAUGAAGGCUUUGGAACGGCAGUGCCCUGGUGGUCAGCAAGCUGCGGCCAAAUCAAAAGCGAAGGCUAAGCCCAAGGCUAAGCCAAAAGCUUCUGGGAAAGCGAAGGCGAAAGGGAAGAGUCAACCGAAGGUCAAAGCGAAGGCAAAAGCUGCUGGUGGGAAGGCUCGGGCCAAAGCGAAGAGUGGAGCUUCGAAGAAGGUUGAGAUCGUUAUGAAGCGGCCUGCAGCAGCUCCUGGCCGGGUCAGGCGACCGCCUGUCAAAGAGCCGGAGCAGCCUGACUUGGUGCUGGAGCUCGAGCAGAAGAGGAAGAAUGAGGAGGAGGCUCCUGCAGCUGAUGCUUUUGAAAUUCCGUCUUGCUUGACACUGCAGCAGGGUUUGGAACAUGUGGAGCAGCAGCACUCGCAGCCUGCGCAGCCUACAAUUGAAGUGGACUCGGCUUCGCAGGCUUCCACCCUACAGCUCGGGGCAUCGGUGUCAACAGUGCCGGCGACAGCAGCGGAGCUUGAGAUGCGAGCGCAGCUGGCGACCCUGCAGGCUGAGCUUGAUGUCUUGCAGAAGAAGGGCCAGAGUGCGGCAGAUGACCCGCAGCAGCCACUGAGGCGCAUUCCUCCAUCGCUGGCGUUGGACACACCGAUCUUUGGGUCUCCAGACAACCAGAUGGGAUUGGAAGAGUCCCAAUUCGCUGACACCAAGGUACCUGCUUCCUCACUUGAUGAGCCUGCUGCAAUGGAGCCUGCACCUGCUGUGAGCCAUGCGGCUCCUUCAACCACGCCUGCUCCUGCUAUGUGCCCAUUGAUGGUGGCUGUACCGGAGGAGGCUGGCACUGCCAUGGACCAGUCAAAGGUGGCUCCUUCACCGGAGGAGGCUGCUGUGGCUAUGGAGAAGCCUGCAGAGCCUACUGCUCCUAUCGAUUCUUCACAGGUACCACCUGCUGCUCCUAUUGAACCACCUUCAAAUUUGGCACCUGCUGCUCCAAUCAAACCACCUUCACAUGUGGUGCCUGCUGCUCCUAUUGAGCCAACUUCAAAGGUGGAACCUUCACCACAGGAGAUGGCUGCUGGGGCUAUGGCUCUUGUGGUGGCACCUGCCACUGCUGCGAUGGCUCCUUCACCCGCGGAGCCUCCUGCUAUGCCAAAGGAACCUGCAAACGCACUGACCAUUUCGAAGGGUGCCAUGCCCGUGGAAUCUGUUCCUCCUGCCCACAUUCCUGAUCAGCCUCAAGUUGAUGAGCGAGACCAUGCUAUUGCAACUUUGCAGGCCAAGCUCAAGGUGUUGGAAGAUCAGUUAUUGUCCAACGCCAAGGCUUCCAAUGCCAAGGCUCCUCAAGUAUCUUCGUUGAAUGUGGUCACUGCGCCUCCAGCUGACCUUCCUGACCAUGCCAUGGUGGAGCUGGAUGGGGAGCCCCUCAAUCCAGUAGAGUUGGAUGAGGAGAUGCAGCGGCUCAUCAAUGAGAAUUCUGGCCCUGGCAGUACAUGGAAGGAUGAUGUAGUUGAUAACGAAGAGCAGGAGGAGAAGAUCAACUACAGCACCCACAGAAACAGUGGUAUGAGGUUGAACCGUUUCAUGGAAUCCAAAGAAGGUGCCAAGUUUCCACAUAUGAGGGCCAUGUUUGAAUCAGACAGAACGGCUUUGCUUCGUGUGUGGGUCCUGAACAAGGAGAACAGGAACCAGUGUGAGAGUGAGGUGAUCCUCAGCCGUUCCAAAUCGGCAAGGAUUGAAGGCAUCCGUGAAUGCAUCACUGUGAAGGAGAUGAUUAAGCGUGGCUGGCCAAAGGGCAAGAUCUUGGGAGCGAUCCAGAAAGGUGGUGGCAUUAAGGACGAGCAUGAUCCUACAGAUCCCACCCUGACGUCCUAUUGGUGCAUCACAGGCCGGAAAAAGGUGGACAGCGAGGAGAUGAAGCAGGAGUCAACGAUGCGGGUGAAGACAGAAUCCAAUGCAGAGUCUCUUGAUGCGCUGCUUGGAUCAACUCCUGCGCUGCCACCUUCAUUGGGCCUAAGCGCUGCAGCUUCUGGGAUGUCAGAUGAGCAAGUCAAAGCUUUGGCUGAUGCCUUGGGUUCUGCCCGAGAUCGCCUAGAAGUGCAACGCCGGGCAGAGCUGGAAUCAUUGUCUGAUGAGCGCGGCGUCCACACUGCGUCGCGGCGGUGCGGCCUGGCACUUCCCGUGGAGGUGCAGUAUAUGCAGCUGCCGGUCUGCAGCGAUUACAAUGAUGCUGGUGAGGCCAUUGUCGAUAUCAUUGACUGGUACUUGUACGAUGACAAUGGAAUCAACAUCACAUUGCAAGCGGCUGCCCAGUGGAUUGCGGAAUCCAUCAACCGCUUAUCUGUGGAUGGUGUGCGAUUGAAGGAUCCCACUACAGGAGAGGAAGCGGGCCAUUUCUAUGGGUAUGCAGUCCACUUCAAAGGUGACUGGAAAUAUCUUGUGGCUUUGUUCAACAUGACCCAGAGCGCCCAGCAAGAGCAGGUUUGUUGGAAGUGCGGCGCCAGCAAGGGGACUUCAGAUCCCAAUAUGUGCUAUGUGAAUUUGAACCAUGAUGCGCCCUGGCGUCGCACCGCUGUCUCUAUGUGGAGCGUUAAGCCUGCUUUCGCAAACAUUGUUGGAUUCUCAAAAGAGAUGGUUGCGCCAGAUGUGCUGCACUGCUGGCACCUUGGUGUUUGCAGGGAUUUGAUUGGAUCCGUGGUCCGCCUAUUGGUGUCAGAAAGAUAUUGGCCAGGGUCCAACAUCAACGACCGUUUAGCAUUCGCUACUGCUUCAUUGAAAAGGUGGGCGAAGCAUCGUGCAUUGAGCCUGACUAUCAAGCGAUUGACAAAGCAAAACCUGUCUUGGGGUGAUCAGUACUUUGGAUAA
Messenger RNA from Durusdinium trenchii, 3160 nucleotides. The record is from the annotation of a GenBank genome assembly. Lineage: Eukaryota; Dinophyceae; Suessiales; Symbiodiniaceae.